Danaus plexippus (monarch butterfly) is the source of this 1351-nucleotide messenger RNA. RefSeq lists its product as uncharacterized. The coding region runs from base 265 to 1338 and encodes 357 amino acids. NCBI's taxonomy places the organism in Eukaryota, Metazoa, Arthropoda, Insecta, Lepidoptera, Nymphalidae. The record is from RefSeq and is a predicted model, not a curated record. The transcript has 7 exons.
UCUGUCAUUUUUUAUUUCAUAUCUAAUUUUAUACCACCUAAUUGUUAAAAGUAGCCAAUUUGUCGAACUAAAAAAGGAACUGACUGUUUGUCAAGACUAUUCAGUACUACUGAGAAAUGAUAAUAAUUAUGCCACUGUAGUGGACGUAAUUAAUGGAAAUAUAGUAAAUUUACUGUGUCGAUUUUGAUAUUUCUUAUUUUUAGCGAUAGCAAAAAUGUGUAUGACAAACCAUCCUGGUAUUUCAAAAAACGAGGACUGGAUAUCAUGAAAUUGAAAUUAAUCGGCAGUACCGGGAGUGUUAUUAUAUUUUCUUCUAACGAUUUGCAAAUUAGAAAUUUUAAUAAUUCCUUUUCCGGCAUUUAUAUUUGUGAAUAUUCAGAUGAAUACAUUGAGGGCGCUUUCACAUAUGUUUUGGAUGAAGUUUUUGACGUUAAACCAAAGCUCGGUUUAAGAGACGAAUGGCAAAGAUAUAAACGUGAGAAGUUUGAUAGAAUCAAUAAGAAUUUUAAGUUAUCGAAGUUGGAACCGUUUGUGAGCAUACGAAAUAGAUUAAAACUAUCAUUUAAAAUCGUAACAUUUUUUGAUGAUUGGGGUCCAUGUGAGCCAAUAGGAAAAGGAAAAGGCCUUCGAAGAAGACUUGCCAAAUGUAGACUAAAACCCACAUCUUAUAAAGAAUAUUCCAAUACUUCAGACAGCAUUUCCCGAUUUUUCUUAUUAGACAAGUAUGACAUUUCUUGUAAAUCUAAAACAUUGCACGAAAUACUCCCCGCACUGAGUAAUAUUGUGAAUAUACCUGAUUUUGAAAUCUUAGAAGCUUGUAACCCAAGAAACGAUCCCAUAAAGGAUUCUGGGGAGAAACAAAUAGGCUUUAAAUACAGAGAUCUUAAACACAUAUGUGAAAAUGACCAUUUAAAUUUAAUUUGUCCAGAUAUAGAGAUAUGGUCUCAAAUUCAAUGGUUUAAAGAUAAUGUUUUACUUAAUUCUACGUUCCGAAACAAUAUUGCUGAUUCUGACGAAGAGCCACAUCUCACAAUAGAUUCUUACGGCACUUUGUAUAUUUUACAUGCAACCAAGAAUGAAGAAGCUAUUUAUUCAUGUAUUGUUAAUGGCGAAAACAUGCUGUUAUGCGAUGUUAGAGUAGUCUCGAAAUCUCGACUUUUAAAUAGAGAAUUUAUUAGAUAUUCAAUAUAUCUGGGAUUUGUUUUAUCUCUAACAUUGUCUUGCUAUUGUGCUGGUAUACUAGUAGCAUGGCACCGCCGAAGUUCGUUUGCAGAUCCUUUUUACUUAAACAGUCAACAGACAAGACAAAAAGUUAAAUACAGAGCAUCAUUCAAUUAAAAUGUUGGUAAAA